Verruconis gallopava is the source of this 291-nucleotide messenger RNA. RefSeq lists its product as uncharacterized. The record is from RefSeq and is a predicted model, not a curated record. The coding region runs from base 1 to 291 and encodes 96 amino acids. The transcript is spliced from 2 exons. NCBI's taxonomy places the organism in Eukaryota, Fungi, Ascomycota, Dothideomycetes, Venturiales, Sympoventuriaceae.
AUGGCGGAGGUCCUAAGGGACCCUGUGCUAGGUGAAGCAGAUAUCAUCGCCUUUCACGAGCCGUACAUUAACAAAUUCGGCACUGAAAUCCAGACCCACAACUCAGCAAAGACCAGUAAGAAUAUUGAUGCAAAGAGCAUCGAGCUCACUGAUUAUGGGCAAAACUUGACGACCGUAACCCUCAAAAUGAAAGACGAACGCAGCAAGAUUACAGUAUACAAUGUAUACAACCCCAACCCGGAAGCACCGUUUGAAGAAGAGACCGGUCUCCCACAUCGCUCCCCCCUGUAA